Messenger RNA from Zingiber officinale, 1437 nucleotides. RefSeq lists its product as uncharacterized. The transcript is spliced from 4 exons. NCBI's taxonomy places the organism in Eukaryota, Viridiplantae, Streptophyta, Magnoliopsida, Zingiberales, Zingiberaceae. The coding region runs from base 233 to 1120 and encodes 295 amino acids. The record is from RefSeq and is a predicted model, not a curated record.
UUAUUUUUAGCCUGUGGCGUCGUCGCCGCUCCGACGACGCCGAUAAAAACUUUUUUUUCUGGCCGAGAUUGUUAGGGUUCUCGAUCGGAAAUCGAAGAUAUCACUCUUCCGCGAGUGGAAUCCAGGGGCAGACAGCCGUCUUCUCUCUGUCUCUUCAAUCUGUCUUCGUUUGUUGGGGAAUCUGCGGAGUGUUGCCUCUGGUUCCCGUAAUUGCUUCUCCGAGUAAUCUCCGAUGAUUUGCCGAUCGGUUUGUUGCGGCGCGAUGACCUUUCGGGCGCAGGACGCUGAGGGUGUCGUCGUCCUUGUGACGGGGCUGGGGGCGGAGGAUGCUAUUGGGGAUUAUGUUAGGUUGGGCGACGCUGAUGCCGGAUCCCGUGGAAGUAAGUGGAGUUCGAUUUGGUGGUGGCUGAGGGUGGUUCUCUUGUGUGUUUUCUUGUGUGCGGCCGCUGUGCCUCUCGUCAUCUUCGUUGGCCCCUUGAUCAUCAGAAAGGUAAUUGUACCAGUGUUGAACUGGGAAACGAGAACAUUUAGUAGAUCUGUCCUGGUGCUGUUACUUUUUGCUUCUAUUGCCUUAUUUCCAACUUUCUUGUUACCUUCAUCGCCUUGCAUGUGGAUAGCUGGGAUGACUUUUGGCUAUGGUUAUGGCUUUCUUCUAAUUAUGGUUGGGAGCCUUAUAGGGAUGUCGCUGCCUUUUUUUGUUGGAUCAUUUUUCCGUCAUGAUCUACAUAGAUGGUUAGAGAAAUGGCCCAAGAAAGCAGCCAUUAUAAGAUUGGCUGGUGAAGGAGAUUGGUUUCAUCAAUUUCGAGCUGUUGUUUUGCUGAGGAUUUCACCAUUCCCUUAUCUUAUAUUUAAUUAUGCAGCCGUUGCAGCAAAUAUUAAGUAUGGACCAUAUAUAUCAGGUUCAGCUGUAGGAACUGUGCAUGAGAUCUUUAUAACAAUUUACAGCGGUAGACUGAUUCAGAGCUUAGCGGAUGCAACAAAUACUGGAGUUUUCCUUUCGAUGCAGCAGAUCGUCUAUGAUGCCAUUGGAUUCUGUGUUGCAGCAGCGGCUACUGCAGCUAUUACGAUCUAUGCCAAGAGAACUCUUCGAACACUUCAAGCAGAAGAUGAGCUGAGCUGAGCUGAACUGAGCUGAGCCAGUCACUGUAAAUACAAGUCCGUUCCUUCGCGCAAGCAUAUCCUGUGGUCUCAAACAGGGUGAUCUUACAUUGCACGGCCAUCACUGCUGCUCAAACAAUUGCAGACCUUACAGAAUCAUACUUCAUUAGUUGUUUAUCUUCAGAGCCAGUUGACAUUUUGUAAAUGCUAUACUGUUGUCAAUUCAUUUAUUGUGCCUGAGAUUGAAAGGAUGUUGGUUAAAGAAAAUUUAUUUUUUGCCUCUUUAAGAAUUUGCAAACAAUAUUUAUUUGAACACUAUUGUUGGUUUAAUUUGGAUAA